UCUUUAUUAUGAUUAUUAUUAUUAUUUUUAUUUGGUAGAAUUGCAUCUUUCUUAUUUAAAGAGCUGAUUUCUUCCGUCAUAAGAAUCUUUCAAAAGUAGAGGGAUGGCAUCCAUGCCAGUGUUCUUGCUCCAGCUACAGCUACAGCUGCUGGUUUGGCUAGGAACAGCAGCGGUGGCAUCAGCGAUUACUUGGUCACCAAGCUGCCCAGCGCAGUGCGGCAAUAUCUCCAUCCCAUAUCCCUUCGGCAUUGGCCCGAACUGCUUCAUGGAAGGUUUCGAGGUCACAUGUAACAAGUCGAAGCCUCUCUUAGGUGGCAACGUCGAGCUAAUCGAUGUCGACCUGGUACUAGGCCUCGCGCAUGUCUACAGCCCCAUCAGCUCGACGUGCUACGACACCAACGGCAACUUCACCGGCAAUGAUUCGGGAAUGAACUUUGCUGGCACACCUUUCAAGUUCUCCGACACGCGCAACAAGUUCACCAUUCUUGGCUGCAGCAUCGUCGUCUACCUACAAAGCUCCGACAACGGAUCACAGAUCUACGAAAGUGCAUGCUCGCCGACAUGCAACGAUACAAACCGCAUCACCGACGGCUCGUGCAACGGCGUGGGCUGCUGCCAGAUUUCCAUUCCCAAGGGGCUUGUCCGCUAUAAUUUUUCCUUUAAUCCCACGCUCAAUAUCUCCAGCGUCGACCCGCAGUAUCCUUGCAACUAUUAUUUCUUGGCAGAUAAGAAUCGGUACCAGUUCAUGGUCUCUGAUAUCAUAAAGCAUCAGAUACUUGAGAGACGUCAGAAAGGCAUGCCCGUGGUGCUGGACUGGCUAGUAGGAGGCACGAGCUGUAAGAAAGCCAAGCUUAACACCACUUCUUACCUUUGUCUUAGCGAGCACAGCGAGUGUAUUGACUCUACCAACGGUCUUGGAUAUUAUUGCAGCUGUUCAGUGGGCUAUGAAGGCAAUCCCUUUGUCCCCAGUGGAUGCCAAGACAUAAACGAGUGUGGGCUUCCGGAGCAGUAUCCAUGCUAUGGAACCUGUGUUAAUUCCCCGGGGAACUACACUUGCAACUGUCCACGUGGCACCCAUGGAAAAGCGCUGAUAGAAGCAGGGUGCAUCAGAGAUAAGUCCCAUUUAGGCACAAUAAUUAUGAUGGCUGGAGGAGUUGGAGUAGGCAUUCUUCUUCUUCUUGCAUCUUGUGUUCUGUUGGAGAAAAUUGAAGGAAAGACAUGUAAAAAAAGAAAAAAAAAGUUCUUUCGUCAGAAUCGGGGUUUGCUAUUACAACAGCUCGUCUCUUCUGAUGAAACUCUUAUUGAGAGGAUAAAAAUCUUUACACUAGAAGAGCUGGAGAAGGCGGCCAAUAAUUUUGAUAGCACUCGUGUGGUUGGUAAAGGAGGCCAUGGCACUGUUUAUAAAGGAAUUUUAUCAGACCAACGGGUUGUUGCUAUCAAAAAGUCAAAGAUAGCAAAUCAAUUUGAGUUAGAUCAAUUUAUAAAUGAGAUGGUCAUUCUUUCUCAAAUCAAUCACAGGAAUGUGGUUAAGCUCUUUGGAUGUUGCCUAGAAUCCAAAAUCCCCUUGUUAGUAUAUGAAUUUAUCUUCGGUGGAACUCUUUUCAACCAUCUCCAUGAUAGCCAACAAUUUGCUCCUCUAUCUUUGGAAGAUCGUCUAAGGAUUGCCGCUGAAACUGCAAGUGCACUGUCCUAUCUACACUCCGAGGCUUCAAUAUCAAUUUUCCAUAGAGAUGUCAAGUCAUCUAACAUUCUACUCAAUGAAAGUUAUACUGCAAAGGUAUCAGAUUUUGGUGCAUCAAGAUCUAUUCCUCCUAAUCGAACAUGUGUAACCACAGCUGUUCAAGGAACAUAUGGUUAUUUGGAUCCUGAGUACCAUCAAACAGGCCAACUAACAGAAAAAAGUGAUGUUUAUAGCUUUGGAGUCAUUCUUCUGGAGUUGCUAACUGGGAAACAUCCAAGUUCGUACGGUAGACAUACAGAGAGAACUCUAACUUUGGAUUUCAUUUGUUGCUUUAGGGAGAAUCGUCUCUAUGACAUUUUAGACCCCCAUAUUGUGGGAGUGGGAGGAGAAGAAGAGAUUGAAAUAGUGGCUGCUCUUACUGAAUUGUGCCUGAGAGUGAAAGGGGAAGAAAGGCCCACAAUGAGGGAGGUGGAACAAAAACUUGACACCAUGCGAAGGUUAGGAAAAUCAAAGUGCGAUUUCGAUGUUUUACAAAAUGAUGGAAUGGAAGCAGACUUGCCAAGCAUGAUACCAGUUGAAGACAGUGCUGAUGGUAUGACCAGACAGUACAGUCUAGAGAAAGAGCUCAUGUUGUCACUAGCAGAGCAACCAAGAUGAUUUCACAGCGGUAGGGAGCAAUAUAAAUGAAUGAUUUGUCAGAUAUUAAAACGAAUUUAGUAGUAGUUAUAGCAUGAUUAUCAGUUUAUGAAGCAAUACAUCGGAGAUGGAGUGGUGAGGGAGUUCCUUGAUUGAAAAUCUAAUAGGCCAACUUCAUUGGGUAUUGUCAUCUCUUCAUUCCAAAAGGAUGAUGCAAGAAAAUUAUUCCACCUAUUUGAUUUCCAUCUGACUUGAUAAAGUACAUCUUGUAAAUUUUGCAUUCUUGCUUGGAAAUUGAAAAACAACGGAACCAUGUUCUGUAAAUUUCUUGCUCUGGUACGGUAGGGUUGCAAGUCUUAUGAAAAUCAUCAUUGUAAAUCAUCACUAGCUUGUAUCUUUGUACCUUUGUUAGUUGCAGUUUCAAUCAUUUAACUGAUUGAAAGUA
Elaeis guineensis (African oil palm) is the source of this 2762-nucleotide messenger RNA. RefSeq names its product wall-associated receptor kinase 2-like. Gene Ontology annotation, cellular component: plasma membrane. Gene Ontology annotation, biological process: protein phosphorylation; cell surface receptor signaling pathway. The record is from RefSeq and is a predicted model, not a curated record. NCBI's taxonomy places the organism in Eukaryota, Viridiplantae, Streptophyta, Magnoliopsida, Arecales, Arecaceae. Gene Ontology annotation, molecular function: protein serine/threonine kinase activity; calcium ion binding; polysaccharide binding.